Molecule: messenger RNA, 2087 nt
Organism: Punica granatum (pomegranate)
Lineage: Eukaryota; Viridiplantae; Streptophyta; Magnoliopsida; Myrtales; Lythraceae
Source: RefSeq, a predicted model, not a curated record
AUUAAUUGGCAAGGUGACGACGAGUGUCAGCUGGUGAGAGACCCAUUGUCUUGUCCCUGUCGGUCGUUGACCUGGAGGACACCGGAAUCAGCACAAAAUCGUACGGCGGCGUGCUCAGAUGAUUCCCCGGUGAAAUUUGAGAUGUGGGCAGCCGAGAUUUCUUGAUCUUGGCAGUGGCGGCGGCGGAGUAUGCGGCGGCGAGCGGCCGACUUCCGGCGGUCUGGCCGGAGGCGCUGGUCGACGCGGUGGAUCUGGGCGCUUCUUGGGCUGUUCUUCGUCGCUGGGUGUAUACUGUUUGUGGUUCAUCACAAUCACCACGAAGGUCGUGCCGCCCAGCUUGUAAUGGAGAAUAGUGUGAGUAAACGAAGAGAAGCCCACAGUAGUUCAAAAUUCACAGACGAAGUAGUGAGUGCUACAUCAUUUUCUCAGCAGUUGUCCGAGCAAAUUAUACUUGCCAAGGCUUAUGUCGUCAUAGCAAAGGAGCAUAACGACCUUCACUUAGCAUGGGAACUGAGUUCAAAGAUCCGAUCAUCCCAGCUCCUGCUCUCCAAAGCCGCCAUGAGAGGAGAGAUCAUCUCAUUAGCCGAAGCAGAAUCGUUAAUGAAAAGCCUGUCUUCGCUUUUUCUCAAGGCACAAGACUUGCACUAUGAUAUUGCUACCACAAUAGUAACCAUGAAAUCCCACAUGCAAGCUCUCGAGCAACGUGCCAGUUCGUCCACAGUUCAGUCCAUAGUAUCUGGUCGACUUGUGGCCGAAUCAGUCCCCAGAAGUCUCCAUUGCCUCAAUCUGAAACUUAUAGCCGAUUGGCUGAAGGACCCACCAUUGAAGAGAAUCAAGAACGGGAGACAGAGUUCAAAUUCUGCUCGUCUCGUGGACAAUAGUCUUCAUCACUUCUGCUUGUUCUCAGAUAAUGUCCUCGCCGCAUCUGUAGUCGUUAACUCAACGGUUUCUAACUCUAACAGCCCGAAGGAUCUUGUGUUCCAUAUUGUUACUGAUAGUAUAAAUUAUGGAGCAAUGCUGUCUUGGUUCAAUGGCAACAAUUUCAGUGGAUCCACCAUCGAAGUUCGGAAUGUGCGAGAGCUCUCAUGGGUCAACGCUUCUUUCUCUCCUGUAGUUGGUCCUGGAGAUGUCAAAGAUGAACUGCCUAAGCUGCAGGACCCAAAGGAUACUUCGUUGCUCAACCACCUACGGUUUUAUACAGCAGAGAUCUACCCUGAGCUUGAGAAGGUUGUCUUUCUUGAUGACGAUGUUGUUGUUCAGAAGGACCUGAGCCUUCUCUUUUCCUUGGAUCUGCACGGGAAUGUUAACGGGGCUGUGGAAACCUGCUUGGAAUCAUUCCACCGGUACUACAAGUACAUCAACUUCUCGAACCCGGUUGUCAGCUCAAAGAUUGAUCCACAGGCCUGCGGGUGGGCCUUUGGCAUGAACAUCUUCAAUCUGGCUGAGUGGAGGAGGGCCGACAUCACCGCACAAUAUUUGUACUGGCUAGAAUUGAAUUCCGACCGGACAGUGUGGAGAUCGGGGACCCUGCCUGUGGGCCUUCUGGCCUUCUAUGGUCUGACUGAGCCGCUCGAUCGCAGGUGGCAUGUGCUGGGGUUGGGCCAUGAUGUGAACAUCGACGACCGUCUCAUUGAUAGCGCAGCAGUGAUUCACUUCAACGGGAAUCUAAAGCCAUGGCUUGAGAUCGGGAUUAGCAGGUACAAGCCUCUCUGGUGGAGAUAUGUGGAUCACACCCACCCUUACCUCCGGGAAUGCACCGCGAAUUGACUUCAAGAUCUUGAACAGGUAGUAGGAAGAAGAAGUCAGCUUUUUAUGUAGAUUAUGUCUCUUAGAGUCGUUCUCGGUAUAGUUUGUCGAGAGAUUCACAUUGAUUCAUAGACAUUAGACCUCAGAGAUGUAUUUUAAGAUGAAGAGGGCGAUUAAAAAAAAAAAUCAAAUUUUGGAUUGUAAACUAUAAAUUGAUAUCAGAAAUUUUUUGUAUUCUAAUUUCAGUAGCAUUGACACAUUUAAAAAUUUAAUUUCGAAAUAUGUAUUUCUGAAUUUAUGUAUCACUACUAGGAGUUUAUGUUGAUUUAGGAUUUUUGCUU